GAAAUGCUUUAGAGCCCAGUUCGGAACUUGAACAUUGUAUCUUGCUGGUAGUGGUAGUCAGAUACAUUCAUCUUAAAAUAUCUAGAUUACUGAGCGAAUUUCAAUAUUUUUAGGAUGAUAGUGGCGUCUCGUUCUGAAUGCUGUACGGAAAACGUCACAGAACGGCCUGAAAGCACUGAGCUGAAAGAUCAACCGUCAACUCCGAGGGGAGAUGUCUCGUCAGCUAGCACUACAGUCGGUGCUUUCAGAAGGACUCCCAACGCAGGAUUGAAAAAAAGAGUCAACUCCAACUUUAAAUCACCUCUUCAGAGCCUUAAUGCCCCGGGCAGCAGUACUUCAGCCGACCCCCAGGCGGAAAUAGACCACCUGAGGAGGAGACGGGCAGAUCUAGACACAGAGAUUGCUCUGCUGGAGAAAGAUGGUUUAAAAGUGGAUGAGCUGGAGCAGCACAUUUACCUUCUCCAUGAGUACAACGACAUCAAAGACAUCGGACAAAGUCUGUUGGGUAAGAUAGCCUCUCUAAGAGGAGUGACCACAGGAGACUUGUACAGCCACUUUGGCCUGGAGCUGGAGGACUGAGAUGCUCCUUGAAUACGGCUCCUCCCAUCACAGACCGAGAGGCCAGAAAGAAGAUCAAAGGACUGGAUCUAAACAACCUUGCUUAGCCCCGUCAGAUCUACUGGAGAGCUGGGUGUAUAGGGGCUAGGGAGCUGCUCUGGGCAGACACCUGAGCUGGACUACUGGCUCUCUGGUGCAUGGGAGUCAACCAGGGGCCACCCUAUCCUCCAGGUGGCCUGGUCACUGGAGUCGUGGGUCGCCUGUUCUUACUGAAUCUGACUCAAUUGUUCUCAUAUUAGUGCUGGUGUUAACAUUUGUAUAGUUCAGAUCUGACUAUCUUUUGGACUACACCACAGCUGGGCCUGGAGAACUGGGCCUGGGACAGCACGUGUAGCUGGGUUGGUCAGACUCCUAACGGGUUAUGUUCUGCUAGCAACUUGUUGAAGGAUAGGCUUUACACUGGAUAGUAGUUGCCUGUAAAUGUCUAAAUAAAGUUUUGUUUAAUUGAACAAGUCUCCACAACAGUCAUCUCAGAGAGAAUUAUGGAGAGCUUGCAGAACUGAGUAAACGGCAUGUACAAGGCGUGUCGCUAUCAGGGGAAGGCAAAAGCUGAGAAUGUGUGUUGUCUUGUGCUGAUAGUGCUUGCCUCGUUGGAGCUUAGCUCAUCUACUCAUCUAAUCUUCAUCGGUCAAAGACCAUCAGUUGUUAUAGAACUCUAAUUUGGCAAGCAGAAGAUAAUAUAAUGUUGAGGUUAACAUGCAUAACACCUUAUCGUCGUAUUUUAAGU
Osmerus eperlanus (European smelt) is the source of this 1345-nucleotide messenger RNA. It is a transcript of the gene swi5, whose product is annotated as SWI5 homologous recombination repair protein. The record is from RefSeq and is a predicted model, not a curated record. NCBI's taxonomy places the organism in Eukaryota, Metazoa, Chordata, Actinopteri, Osmeriformes, Osmeridae. The transcript is spliced from 5 exons. Gene Ontology annotation, cellular component: Swi5-Swi2 complex; Swi5-Sfr1 complex. Gene Ontology annotation, biological process: double-strand break repair via homologous recombination. Bases 115 to 579 code for a protein of 154 amino acids.